AUGGCUUUGCAGUUUCCACCCUGGCGACACGACUCUGAGUUAGCCAUGGUCCGAGACUGGUUCUUUCCGAAACAGGCGAAACAGGAAUUAUACUCAACCGUGUUAUGCCACACUUCGCGAGACCUGAGGCAGCGUGCUAUUGACAGGGUCAGCCUCUGGCUGUUCAAGGCCGGUCAACUACCUCCCGCGCUGGUAGCCACGGCAAGCUUGACCGAUGCUUUGAUCCACGAUGAACAAAGGAGGUCGUUAUCCGGUACCGCCAUCUCAGAGCUGGCCAUGCAGAGCAUAUAUGCCAUGGCAUUUGCGAGGUUUGUCAAUGGAUUCGUUGACCGUGAUGUCGCUCGUUCAUAUGCUGCUGAAAUGGCUCGGGAUAAUACUCCUGAGGGAGAAGAGGUCCCUCGAAUCUCAAUAAGUGCUGCCAAAGGUGAAAGCUCCAUGUAUGCUCACGCCGCCACGAUCGGGAUGCCCCAGAACUUCGUUGAUCUCCGUCACCAAGUCACGCACGCUGACAUACCCAAUCUGGUGUAUCUGAGAAAAAUGACAGAGCUAGCUCUGGACUGGAUCUGGGAGAGGUGGUGGGUCAAGAAUGUAACUGGCGACCCGGAACGCGCAUUAAGGGAGCUAGAAGAUAGGCGGCGGAUAUCACGAGAGGCGAGAAAUGGCGCAGAAUCGAGCAAGGACGACUCUACUAACAUGGCCGACGCCUCUGACAGCCAUGGUCAGACUCUGCCAAUGAAGGCCACAUUAGGGUUGAGUACAGCACAGAACGAAUCUGACUUCUCCUCCCCUGCAGGUAGUAGAAAUGCACCGAAACGCAAAUCUACAGCUUUAGAGGACAAUAAUUAG
Fonsecaea multimorphosa CBS 102226 is the source of this 846-nucleotide messenger RNA. RefSeq lists its product as uncharacterized. Gene Ontology annotation, molecular function: endonuclease activity. NCBI's taxonomy places the organism in Eukaryota, Fungi, Ascomycota, Eurotiomycetes, Chaetothyriales, Herpotrichiellaceae. The coding region runs from base 1 to 846 and encodes 281 amino acids. Gene Ontology annotation, cellular component: preribosome, large subunit precursor; Las1 complex. The record is from RefSeq and is a predicted model, not a curated record. Gene Ontology annotation, biological process: maturation of 5.8S rRNA; maturation of LSU-rRNA. The transcript has a single exon.